Engraulis encrasicolus (European anchovy) is the source of this 1222-nucleotide messenger RNA. RefSeq names its product keratin, type I cytoskeletal 13-like. The record is from RefSeq and is a predicted model, not a curated record. Gene Ontology annotation, cellular component: cytoskeleton. Lineage: Eukaryota; Metazoa; Chordata; Actinopteri; Clupeiformes; Engraulidae. The coding region runs from base 1 to 1203 and encodes 400 amino acids. The transcript is spliced from 6 exons. Gene Ontology annotation, molecular function: structural molecule activity.
AUGGCCACAUUCUCCAGCCGCGUAUCACUUUCCUCUGGAUCCUCCAUCGCAGGGGGUGCCUCUGGACUCGCCCUGUCCUCCGGAGGUGGCGCUCGCAUGAGCGUGAUGCGGGCUGGUAGUGUCUACGGUGGCGCAGGAGGAUCUGGAGUUCGCAUCUCCAGCGCGGCACGUGGUGCCGGUGUCGGCCUUGCUGCUGGUGGUGGUGCCGGACUCGGCUUGGCUGCCGGUGGUGGAGCUUUUGACGCGGCUGUUGGCGCCGGGAAAUUCACCAUGCAGAACCUGAACGACCGUCUGGCCACUUACAUAUCCCAAGUGCGGUCCCUGGAGCAGGCCAACGCCGAGCUGGAGCUGAAGAUCAGACAGUUCCUAGACGGCAGGCUUGCUCCUGCUACCCACGACUAUACUUCCUACAUGGUCACCAUUGGCGACCUCCAGGCUAAGAUCACGGCAACCAUCUUUCUCAGAGGAGGAUCUAUGUUGGACAUCGAUAACGCCAAACUGGCAGCUGAUGACUACAGAGUGAAAUUUGAAGCUGAGCAAUCCAGUCGUUUGUCUGUGGAGGCCGACAUUGCUGGACUUAGAAGGGUCCUGGAUGAGCUGGCCCUCACCACGAGCGAUCUGAACGUGCAGAUGGCAAACAUCCAGGAGGAAAUCGUCUAUCUGAAGAAGAACCACCAGGAGGAUCUUUUGGCUGCUCGUGCUCAUGUCGGAGCUAAAGUAGAUGUGGCGGUUGACGCUGCUCCUCAGGAGGACCUCAGCCUUGUCCUCGCCGGAGUCCGUGAGCACUACGAGGCAGUGGCCGCAAAGAACAGACGGGAACUUGAGGCCUGGUUCCAGGCCAAGACGGAAGCUCUCAGCAGAGAAGUCCUCAGCAGCACAACUGUACUCCAGACAUCCUCCUCAGAACUUGCAACCUACAGAAGCACAGUACAGGCCCUUCAGAUCGAGCUCCAAGGCUUCAUCAGCAUGAACGCAUCGUUGGAAUCGUCCCUGGCAGAAACAAAGACCCGCUUCGCUGCCAUGCUUGCCGGCUUCCAGGGUCAGGUGACCAGUUUGGAGCAGCAGCUGGCCGCUCUCCGCAUCGACCUUGAGCGUCAGGGUCAAGAAUACGCACUACUGCUGGACAUCAAGACCAAACUGCAGCUGGAGAUUGCAGAGUACAACAGACUGCUCAACGGAGAUGCCCAAGCUUACAUCGCGUAAGUAGAGUCUGCUGAGCCUC